ACCCUCCCGUUUCUCCUUAUUAGGGUUCGCUAGAGCUUCUUCGUCAUAUCACUGCUGAUAUAAUCGGUGACGGCGCGAAUUCCCCUCUCCCCUCUAGCUUCGAGUGAGCAAAUCACCCGCUCUUAUUCACGCUAUGGCAGCUGCAGUAGUGUCCACUCAGGAGCCUAUCCAGCCCCACCAUGAAGUGAAGCUCUUCAACCGCUGGUCCUUCGACGAUGUGCAGGUCACUGACAUUUCCCUCAGUGACUACAUUGGAGUUCAGCCAGCAAAACAUGCAACUUAUGUGCCACACACUGCUGGGAGGUACUCUGUUAAGAGAUUCAGGAAAGCCCAGUGCCCAAUUGUUGAAAGGCUUACAAACUCCCUGAUGAUGCAUGGCCGAAAUAAUGGAAAGAAACUGAUGGCAGUGAGAAUAGUGAAACAUGCUAUGGAGAUUAUCCACCUUCUGACUGACCAGAACCCAAUUCAGGUCAUAGUUGAUGCUAUCAUCAACAGCGGGCCUCGUGAAGAUGCUACUAGGAUUGGUUCUGCUGGUGUUGUCAGGCGUCAGGCUGUCGAUAUUUCUCCCUUAAGACGUGUUAACCAGGCUAUUUAUCUGCUUACCACCGGUGCUCGUGAGGCUGCUUUCAGAAACAUCAAAACAAUAGCUGAAUGUUUGGCUGAUGAGCUUAUCAAUGCUGCCAAGGGUUCAUCCAACAGUUACGCAAUCAAGAAAAAGGACGAAAUCGAAAGAGUUGCUAAGGCCAAUCGUUGAGGAACUAGAGUCUUCACUGGUUUUGAUGAUUGUCUCAUGAGCUUUUAUCUUAUGUUUCUUGGUGGACAGAUUUGAAUGUUUUGUGAUUUUGUCAUGUUCUUGAGUAUCUUAGUAUAUUUACAUUCUAUCUUUUAGAAAAUUUUUUGGUAAGUACCCUUUUGAGGAACUUAAUUUCAAAAGUGCACAUUGAUUAUGUGUUUUUCUCUCAAA
Carica papaya (papaya) is the source of this 964-nucleotide messenger RNA. RefSeq names its product small ribosomal subunit protein uS7-like. Gene Ontology annotation, molecular function: RNA binding; structural constituent of ribosome. The record is from RefSeq and is a predicted model, not a curated record. Gene Ontology annotation, cellular component: small ribosomal subunit. Gene Ontology annotation, biological process: translation. NCBI's taxonomy places the organism in Eukaryota, Viridiplantae, Streptophyta, Magnoliopsida, Brassicales, Caricaceae.